AUGGCAUCAUUAUUGACAGCCGAAGAUUAUACAAUUAUUUCUCGUCUUUUAUUAUUCUUUUCCACUUCGUACGGACCUAAUGGUCGGCUGAAAUUAAUUCAAACGCUGGAUCGUUCGAUGAGUACCUGUACUUCCAUGAGUACCCGUAUACAGCGUCAAUUAAAGUGUCGCUCGCUUAUCUCACGUUUAUUAUCAGCUGCUAUUAAUAAACAAAUAUCCACCUAUCACGAUGGUGGGCUUUACUUUAGCAUUCUCUUCUGUAGUUUUCUCAAGCAGUUUCGUGAUUUGACAUCAGAGACGAACAGAUCACCUGUAGUCUUAUUCGAGCAGUGUUUAAAUUUACUCGACCAAUUCGUUCUUCCAAUCGAAACAGUAACAUUCAGUUCUAUUGAUCAAUUACUGGCUAUUGCUCGAUCUAUUCUUUGUAAACCAUUGAUUUACGGCCAUUCCGAUGUGUUAAGAGAACAGCUAUGUCUCCUAUCAGUGAAAUCAUUUCUCGAAAAUAUGACUAUGGUUAAUUCAUCUAUGCAACAGUUAACUCUAACUGUCGAAGGUUUGCCUAUCGAAGAAUCAACUUUAAUCAAUGGUUUACUUUUUCAAACAUCCACGUCGUUACUCUUACCUUCGAAAACAACGCGCACGUGUCUUUAUUUCACUACGUCUCUCGCUGGAGAUUAUACGAUCGAUGAUGUGGAUCAUAUCGAAAUGGAAACACAAAUGUUUGAAUGGAUUCAAAAUACUGCUGAUCAGAUAUCAAAACAAAUCAUUGCGCAUGCUCGUUUACAUCAUAAUGGAUUGAUUCUUUGUCAAAAAGUGAUACAUCCUUCUGUUAAAGUCAAACUAAAACAGUAUGGUAUUGAUACUAUUGAUCGACUCGGUCGGCAAUAUACACCUUAUUUAUGUUAUUUAACUGGUUGUCGACCAAUUGAAACAUUGAAUUUACGAACAGUGGACGAACGAUACUUUGGUACAUUAACAGAAAUCAAACAAGUUCAGAUUGAAAGCAAACAAUUCUUGCAAUUUUUCAAUCAAACUCAUCCGUUCCAUACACUUUUACUCUGUGCAAACACAGAACAAUCUCUGCUCGAACUCAAAGAAUGUAUGGAUGCAAUUCAUCACAGUCUGACGAAUAUUUUACAAACCAAACAAACAUUAUACGGCGGUGGUUGUUCAGAAAGUAUGCAGAUUUUCUAUUUGAAAUCUCAACCGCGGACACAAUACUUAUCAAGCGUUAUACGAAACGUUCUCCGUGCUCAAUUCGAUCAAGACUAUGUUAUCGAUCGCAUUCAUGGCCAUAUGUGGUUGUUAUCAGAUAGUGACAGAAUAAGCGAUAGAUGUGCUUGCGAAUUGUACAAAGCAACAGACGAUUUUUGCUUAAGUGAAUGGAAGAAUUUAACAUUUAACUUGAACGAUGAUACAAACCAGGAAGUGAAAAUCAUCGUGCAUGAUGAGAGAAAAUUAGCAUUAUCUUUGUAUAUCUAUUUGUCGCCUAUGCCUCAGACAAUCGUCGAACGAUCUGUGAGUCAAUAUGACGAGAUUCCAAAAGCACGAAGCAGUCAUACAUUAACAGCGAUCGAUAAUAAUUUGUACGUAUUCGGUGGCGAACAUGAACCACGUGUGCCAAUUGACAACGAUGUGUGGCAGUUCAGCAUCUCCGAUAAUCAUUGGAAACGAUUAUUGGUCAAUAGCGGAGAUCGACCAGCAGCGAGACUAGGCCAUGCAGCAGCAGCUGUUGAACAUAAAUUAUUUAUUUUCGGUGGACGUCUUUCUGUCGACAUGAAAGACAGUACACUGAACGAGUUAUAUUCAUUUGACGUUGAUUUAAAUGAAUGGACACAGUAUAAAAAAACGUCGGAUGCUGAGCCGUGGCCAGCAAAACGAAGUUAUCAUUCGAUGGUUAGCAGUGUUGACCAGUUAUUCAUAUUCGGUGGAUGUGGCGAAGAAGAUCGUCUGAACGAUUUAUGGCAGUAUGACACUUGUGAUAAACAAUGGAGACAAUUACCUUCACCUGAUCCUCAAAAAUUGGUAGCUCGCGGUGGCUGUGGAUUUGUUUAUCUGAAUAAUGCACUUUGGGUAUUUGGCGGCUUCUGUGGUCACGAAUUGGAUGAUAUAGCUAGUUUUGAUUUAGUAACACAAUCGUGGACAUAUUUAACGGAUGCAAAGAUUUCUCCACGUAGCGUGUUUGCUUAUGGAAGUUUGAAUGGCGUCAUAAUUGGACAUGGCGGCGAGCAAAAUCCGUCGCAGUUAGGUCAUGCUGGCGCUGGUGAAUUUGCUAAUGAUGUUAUUCUUAUUGAACCAACAAAAGAAAAUGGCGAUCGGGUUCAAACGCAACGGCUUGAAUUUCCUUCGCCAGUUGGUGGCAACCGUGGAUGGCAUGCCGGUGCUGUAUUAAAAAAUAUUUUCUACGUUUUUGGUGGUAAUACAUCGGAAAAUGAACGUGACAAUUCAUUGCUUGCCAUUGAGUUUAAGUAA
Messenger RNA from Adineta ricciae, 2472 nucleotides. The record is from the annotation of a GenBank genome assembly. NCBI's taxonomy places the organism in Eukaryota, Metazoa, Rotifera, Eurotatoria, Adinetida, Adinetidae.